GGGGCGGAGAUGUAUAACUCUGGAUAUUCAUGUUGUUAGGGGAGAGUCGAGCCGUAGUUCGUCCGAAGUUACGCCGAAACUUUCCCGAUAAUGCGGCGCUAAAGAUGAGUCGACAGCAGGACGAGCAGGGCGUCGUGUUAACCGCUUACACCAGCAACAGCGAAGCCUUAUCGGCUAUCAGCUGCAAAGAGCAAACGGAGUUUCCAGGAGCGAGCCGCAGAACCGGCCAGUACAAUGUCCAGCGGGGGAAAGCGGCCGGUGCGGCUCUGGGCUCGAGCUCUGGGAAAGCACCGUACCAGCGCUGCAGCUCCCAGGACUCUCUGGACGAGCAGGCCAUGGUGGACUACUUUAAAGAGGUGGAGAUCAUCCAGCGCAGCGGAGACGCAGAGACGCAGGAGGACCUGCAGCUGAAGGUGGCUGAUGAGGGUGAGCAGGAGGAGGCGUGGCUGAUGGAGGCGGGGCUUGCAACGCUGUUCGACGAAUCGGCUUCAGACGGCGAGGACGGCAUCGUUCUGCUGUCCACUCUGACACGAACGCAAGCGGCCGCCGUGGAGAGACGCGUGGAGACGCUCAAACAGACGCUACGCAAACGCAACAAACCGUACAGUGUCCCGGAUGUUCGAGAGAUCUUUAAACCAUCACCUGCUUCACAGAGUAAAGAUGAGGCUGGAUCCACAGAAAGAAGUGGGAGCAGUAAACAGGAAGUGGAAGGACUGGUAGGUAAUGGGGCGGGGCCUGACGCUCCAGGGGGCGGAGCUGACUCUGAGACGGACAUUAACCUGGAGGUGUCGUUCUCCGAGCAAGCACUCAUCUACAAAGAAGGGUUAAAGGUUACCCAGCCCCAGAAUGAAGCUGACGACAGGUUACCCGAUUUUAAAGUGUCUCAGGAUAAGACCGGACAGACAAGAGUAGGCGAUCUGUCCGCUGAGGACAUGAAGAAGGUUCGCAGGCUUGUUCUGAUCGAGAUGAGUGCUCUGUUCGACACGUGUGGCAUCGAGGUGAAGGCUCAUAAAGCUCUCAAGGUCAAAGUGAGAGAGUCGGGUUUGUUUGGUGUUUCUCUCUCUACGCUGCUGGAACAAGACCAGCGGAGGAUCCCGGGAACCAAAGUGCCUCUUAUCCUGCAACAUUUGAUCUCUCAUAUCGAGGAGCAGGGUUUAGACACAGAGGGUGUGCUGCGGAUCCCUGGAGCCGCUACUAGAGUGAAGGCCGUCUGUCAUGAGCUGGAACACAAGUUUUACGAAAGCAUGUUCCCGUGGGAGAGUCUCAAACAGCACGACGCGGCCAGCCUCCUGAAGCUGUUCAUCAGGGAGCUGCCCUAUCCUCUGCUGACCGUCGAGUACUUCAACGCCUUCAUCUCUGUGCUGAAGCUGCCCACUAAGAAACAGCAGCUGCAGGCUCUCAAUCUGCUGCUGCUCCUCCUACCCAACAGAGACACUCUCAAGGCUCUGAUGGAGUUCUUCCAAAGAGUGAUCGACCAUAAGGACAGGAAUAAGAUGACGCUGAACAAUGUUGCAGUGGUGAUGGCGCCCAACAUCUUCAUGUGUAUUCCCAAGUUCAUCCUGAAUCAGCUACUGAAGAUGAUGUACGACCGCGAGAGAGCCUCUAACAAACAAGAGAGCAAUGCUGAGGCUGAAGGAGGCUUCAUAAGGGUCCAUCUCUCAGUUCUCGUGGUGUCCAUGGCUGUACAGCUGACGGAGGAUUUAAAGGCCUCAGAUGUUCUGACGCGCUUCCUCAGUCAAGAGAGGACUCUGUCUGUGAAGAGAGAUGAUCUGUGUCUCUAUGAGAUGGGAGGAAACAUCAAGGAGAGAUGUCUGGAUGAAGAGACGUACAUCAAAGCUCUCCUGGAGCUCAACCCCACUGCAGAGUGGGUCAUAAAAUCUGUCCAGCACUGACCGAGCCAUGCCAAUCACCCCAUCCCGCUACGCACCUUACAGUCCACCGCAAACAGACCUAACACGAGAGAUCUGAACAUAUCUCACAUUCAGCCGUCCUCUAACACUGCUCAAACCAAACGAACCGCACACCUCCAACACUAUUACCCACACAGAUGUGCUUUUCAGGAGAUGCUUGGGUAGCAGUUGUAUGAACACCCUUUAUAGUAAAAGCCAAAACAGCUCAUAGUGUCCAUGCUCAUUUAGUCUGGUUUGGCACUUCGGCACAUUUUAAUCGCUUGUGAAGAAAAGGUUGUUUGAUAGUACAAAAAUCAGAGACCAGUUUACCAGGUCUUCUCGGAAAUCUCCAGGUCAUGUUCCAUCCCAGAAGAAAAAAAGAAUAAACUGUAUUUUGUAGCUUUUGCAUUGCAACAUUUUCAUCAUAAUUAAAUAUUUCCACUCCUAAUUCUUCUUAAUGUGACACUCAAAAAAAACAAAAAAAACUCAUCUGGAUUUUUUUUCUUUCUUUUUCUUUUGUAAAUCAUACUCAUCAUAUUGUCAAUACUGUUGAAGGAGUGAAUAUAUAUUCAGUAUAUUGUGUUUUUAUCGCUGCAGUCAGCAGUCUUUUUAUUAAGGUAAUGAGGAUCUGGGGAUAUGCUCAGUUAUAACGUACAUAACGUUACAAUGCAAAUAAUGAUCAGUCAGUUUUAUUUUUUUUAUUUAUACAAAUAUUCUGUGUUUGUGUAAUAUAUAUAUAUAUAUAUAUAUAUAUAUAUAUAUAUAUAUAUAUAUAGAUAUAUAUAUAUAUAUAUAUAUAUAAAAACUCAAUUAACUUAAUUUUUCUUUGGGGGUAAAUUAUGAGCCAGACAUGUUCUUUAUAAGUUAACUGAGACACACGCACCCACCCAGCCAUAAAUCUCAUUCAUAUAUAGAUUAUGUAUAUUGCAUGAAAAUUUGGUCUCAGACAAGUGAAGUACUGAGGUACACUUUCAUUUCACACGUUUCUUUCUUAAACAUUUGAUUACAUGUGAGUGAGCUCUUAGUGUUUUCUGCUUUAGAUCAGUCACAUGACUUCAGUCUCACAGUAGCGCACACUGCCAAUAAAAGUUCACCGCGCUCUAUUACUUCAGUCGUUCCCAGGGAUCUUGGAUGUACUUUUUUUUUUUUCAUGUUGGAGAAAAUAAUGUAAGUCAGAUGAUAUUGUAUAUCUGUAAAGGAUUCAUGACUGAAAACAACAGGAAUCAAGUUUCUCAGCUAAACACAGACCUCAUAAAGUACUUCAAUGGAGGGAAACACUUGGCACUUAAACUUAAACCUUGUCUGUUAUUGACAGUGAUGCAGAUGUCAUCUCAGUGAGUAGUUCUGAGCUGUGAUUUUUAUUUUUUACUGCUACGUCUUUUGCUGAUGUCAUGCUUUUAUUGUGCUGGAAACUGUGAAUAUGGCGAAAAUGACUGUUGAUGUAAGGUUUAAUGCUUAAUAACCACUAAAUGUUUUUGUAAAUAAAUGUGUAAUUCCUCA
Cyprinus carpio (common carp) is the source of this 3389-nucleotide messenger RNA. RefSeq names its product rho GTPase-activating protein 18-like. Gene Ontology annotation, cellular component: cytoplasm. Gene Ontology annotation, biological process: regulation of actin filament polymerization; signal transduction; regulation of small GTPase mediated signal transduction. The record is from RefSeq and is a predicted model, not a curated record. The transcript has 17 exons. Gene Ontology annotation, molecular function: GTPase activator activity. Bases 30 to 1892 code for a protein of 620 amino acids. NCBI's taxonomy places the organism in Eukaryota, Metazoa, Chordata, Actinopteri, Cypriniformes, Cyprinidae.